Molecule: messenger RNA, 737 nt
Organism: Nymphalis io (European peacock)
Lineage: Eukaryota; Metazoa; Arthropoda; Insecta; Lepidoptera; Nymphalidae
Product: nucleoside-triphosphatase THEP1
Exons: 4
Coding region: 137-700 (187 amino acids)
Molecular function (GO): ATP hydrolysis activity
Source: RefSeq, a predicted model, not a curated record
UAUAAAUAAAUAUUAAUUCAUUAACAGCUGGUUAUUAUAUAUUUUGAAAACUAAUGAACAAAAAAAAAAUUACAAUAUAAACGCUUCGUGCAUGGAAUACCUACAAUGAUUUGUUUGUUUAUUCAGUAAAAGAAUAAUGAUGGAAAAGAACAUUAAAUUUUUUAUCAUCACCGGCGAUCCGGGAGUGGGCAAAACUACAUUAAUAAAAAAACUGUGUACUUUAUUGACUUCAAAGGGUGUUAAAAGUAUAGGAUUCUUGACUGAAGAGGUUAGACGAAACCGAUGUAGGGAAGGCUUCGAUGUUGUUACUUUAAAUGGCACACGAGGGCGUCUAGCUAGAGAUCAGAAUCUGCUUCAGUAUCCUGCAAAAUAUACUGUGGGGAAGUAUGGUGUCCUCAUACAAGAAUUUGAGAAUGUAGCAUUACCCUCUAUAAAUAAAACCAAUGAGUUUCAAUCAGUUGUAGUGAUUGAUGAAAUAGGAAAAAUGGAGUUCUUCAGUUCAAAAUUUAAAUCUAGAAUUAUGGAAAUUUUUACUCCUGAUUCAAAAAAUCUUGUAUUGGCCACAAUUCCAGCAAGGAAGAGUGAUCCUCUUAUAGAAUCUAUAAGGAAUAAUAGUAUGACAAAAGUAUGGACUGUGACCAGACAAAACCGGAACAAUAUUCAGGAAGAAAUAUUGAAUGAAAUUUGUUUAUCAUUGUAAAUAUAAAUAAAACAAAAAGAUCUAUGUUGAUUCUGGA